Gryllus bimaculatus (two-spotted cricket) is the source of this 417-nucleotide messenger RNA. The record is from the annotation of a GenBank genome assembly. Lineage: Eukaryota; Metazoa; Arthropoda; Insecta; Orthoptera; Gryllidae.
AUGCAAAUGGCGGCGUUGACGCAGCGACUGCAGAGCGCGGUGUGGUUCCAGAACCGGCGCGCCAAGUGGCGCAAGACAGAGAAGUGCUGGGGCCGCUCAACCAUCAUGGCGGAGUACGGGCUGUACGGCGCCAUGGUGCGCCACUCGCUGCCGCUGCCCGAGACCAUCCUCAAGUCCGCCAAGGACAACGAGUGCGUCGCGCCCUGGCUGCUCGGUAUGCACCGCAAGUCGCUGGAGGCGGCGGACCAGCUGAAGGAGGACGGCGGCGGCAGCGGCGGCGGCGGCGGCAGCGGGGGCGGCGCCUCCGACAAGGAGGACCUGCACGACUCCUCCUCCUGCUCGGGCACCGACCGCUCCGACCCCGGAGGCGGCGGCGGCGGCGGCCCCAUGCACCCGCCCACGGUGCAGGGCGUGUAG